ACAAACUUCGUGGCUGAAGUGAUUGCUUGCAUAUGGCAGGAGUACGGAGUACAUCCGCCCCCGAAAGCUGACAGAGGAUUUCCGUAUAACAUUGCGGCCUCCUCCUCUGAGGCCUCCAUCAACUUUAGUAUUUGGGUGUUGGAUUUUCUUCUUGUGCAGUCUUCACUCAUCUCAUCACAGUUUUCCAACCAUGGCGUCCUUCAUCUUGCCUGUUGCAUUAUCUCUCCUUGUCAAAUCCGCCAUUGCGUAUCCUCCCUUGGUCACAGGCACUGCGCUGCCUCCGCAGAUCACUCAACAGGCUGGGGGCGGUCUGCCAAACGCUCCCGGUACCCCUCAUCUCUCAAACAAUGCCAUCAACAACUUCCAACUUGCCAACUUCCUUGAAAACCUGGAGUCGGCUUUCUUCCAAGAAGGUCUGUCGAAUUUCACACAGUGGGGUAGUGGUGGUCAGACAAACGGAGUGAACAACAUGGCUGUGGUCUCGCAGAUUGCGGCACAAGAAGAAGUACAUGUGGCUUCGAUCGUUGGCUUGUUGAAGGGUAAUGGGGCUUCCGACGUCCUGCCUUGCCAGUACAGCUUUCCUGUCACAGAUGUGACGAGCUUCUUCGCCCUCGGCAAUAUCAUCACCACCGUGGGAAUCGGGGCCUUGAUUGGGCUGCAAGCUGGCCUCUCGACCACCGACCCAGGACUCGAGUCAACCGUCGGCUCGAUUCUUCCCGUUGAGUCUCGCCAUGACGCCUUUUUCCGUAUCACUGCCGGCGAGAUUCCCAAUCCAACCACCUUCGAGACGCCAAUCAGCGGCAUCUGGGCCUAUAAUCUGGCACUCGAUUUCACAAUCGGGGGUUCAUGCCCAAAUCUUCCUCUGUCAAUCACAUCCUUACCUGUAUUCCCUGACCUGGGAAUUGUCGGCUAUGGAGCGCCGUCCUUCGCUACUCCCAACGCUCCUGGCAAGCUGAUUUUCAGAGUCGGACAGCCAAGCAUGCUCCCGGCAGGCUGGAGUUCGGGAGCUCUCUACAUUGCCUGGGUCAACCAGAACAACGUUCCUGCCUAUACUCCGGUAACAAUUGACGCAAGUGGUGACUUGGAGGCUGACGUACAACCUGGCAUGUUUGGCAUGGCAUUUGCUGCUCUUACAAACCAGAACACGGCGACCAAUAUCAACGACUUGACCACUGCAACCUUGGCCGGCCCGAUCCCGAUCCCUCUCACCUGAGAUACUUGCUCACAGGCGUAUUGAAGCGAUGGUCUGGGGGCCGAGUUGUGCCAGGUAGGGAUGGCGUAGGGGUGUUUGGGACUUUCAUUGGCAUGUUUGAUAACGCGGAGGGGUAUUGUCAUGUAAGAAGGCGACUC
Messenger RNA from Exophiala viscosa, 1350 nucleotides. Its product is annotated as ferritin-like domain-containing protein. The record is from RefSeq and is a predicted model, not a curated record. Lineage: Eukaryota; Fungi; Ascomycota; Eurotiomycetes; Chaetothyriales; Herpotrichiellaceae. The transcript has 2 exons. The coding region runs from base 191 to 1213 and encodes 340 amino acids.